Molecule: messenger RNA, 552 nt
Organism: Camellia sinensis
Lineage: Eukaryota; Viridiplantae; Streptophyta; Magnoliopsida; Ericales; Theaceae
Source: RefSeq, a predicted model, not a curated record
AUGAAGCACGAGUACAAGUAUUGGUACUGGUACGAUACAGGUAUCUUUAAUCUUUUUCAAGAACCCAUUGGAGUACUUUUUGAUACUGGUGCCUCUCAUUCUUUCAUAUCUAGGCAAUUUAUAGAAAGAGAACAUCUUGUAACUACCUUCUUAUCUAGACCUAUUUGCAUUGAGACUCCUUUAGAAGGGACAAUUACUCUUUAUGAGAUGUGUAAAGAUUUUGAGAUUGAUUUUACGAGCAGAGUCUUAAGGACCGUAAAUAUAGAUAUUCUCGGUAUGCCACGACUUACCCACACUUCUAGCGAUGGAGAAGAGUCAGUGAUGACGAGUUAUUUAUGCUCGGUAGAAAUCCCUAAGCAGAAUAUUAGUGAGGUAGAUGUGGUAUGUGAGUUUGAGAAUGUAUUUCAGGAGAUACCUGAACCUCCACCUCGACGAGUAGUAGAAUUUCGCAUUGACCUAGUGCUGGGAACUGCACCGAUUUCUAAGGUGGCAUACAGAAUGGCGCCUAAAGAGCUUGUGGAGAUGAAAAAGCAGCUAGAAGAGAUGCUUUAG